Talaromyces stipitatus ATCC 10500 is the source of this 3569-nucleotide messenger RNA. Its product is annotated as Exocyst complex component Sec8, putative. The record is from RefSeq and is a predicted model, not a curated record. Gene Ontology annotation, biological process: exocytosis; Golgi to plasma membrane transport. The coding region runs from base 1 to 3513 and encodes 1170 amino acids. Gene Ontology annotation, cellular component: exocyst. The transcript has 9 exons. NCBI's taxonomy places the organism in Eukaryota, Fungi, Ascomycota, Eurotiomycetes, Eurotiales, Trichocomaceae.
AUGAGUGGCCGAAGCCCCUACGCAAACGGAUACGGAUAUCCCUCCGACUCGGGACGUUCAGAGAACGGCGGGUACGGCAGUUCUAGCAGUCUCGGCCUGAAUGGGUACGGAGGUGGUAGCGGAGGCGGGGGAAAUCGAGAACGAGAACGCGAACGCGAAAGACGCCCAGGCGGAUACGGCGGGUUUCUGAAUGAAGAACCGCAACGACCCCCGACAUCAUCCUCAACCUUGUCCUACGGUAGAGAAAGGGAAAGAGAGAGGGAUUAUGAUCGCGGUAGAGGGGAUCAGGAUAGAAGACCUUCUGCAGCUUCGUCGUCGCGAUCACGGCCACGAGAUGUGAAUACUGGUACGAGAUGGCGACCAGGGAGGGAUGAGACUGAUUUUAUGAGGACGAUGCCGACUGGUCGCCCCGAGGCUAUCGAUGGUGGAGGCCGAGGGGCUCAAUCGAUUGAAGAGGUGCUACAAACGAUUCAACGAAACUGGGACUUUAUGGCUACGGAGGACUGUGUACCAGUUCAAGUCGCAUUGCAGUUGAUGGACAAUAGUACGCUAGGCAAGGCAGAUCGCGAGCCGGAAUUCCUACAGACACAGAAACAGAUACAAAAGACUUUGAGGAGUAUUGUCAAUGAACAUCACCAGGGAUUCAAUAGCUCCAUCGGUACCUAUCACAAAAUACAGGCCAGCAUCCAUAGCUCUCAGAAUCGGGUUCGCAACCUGAGGAGCUCACUCGAAGAGACAAAAUCCGGUUUGCUUACGACAAAACCAGAAUUACAAGGUCUAGCAACUUCCUCUCAAGAUUAUGACGAUAUAUUACAGCUUUUCAAUCAGAUUCAUGAAGUCCAAUUGCUGCCAGAGAAACUUGAACAGAAAAUAUCAGAGAAGCGGUUUUUGUCGGCUGUUGAUAUCCUCCAAGAAGGCCUUCGCCGAAUACGUCGGUCUGAAUUUGAAGAGAUUGGAGCUCUUUCAGACCUGCGAUCGUAUUUCACUAACCAGGAGACUUCACUCACAGAGAUUUUGAUUGAAGAGUUGCAUGAUCAUCUAUAUCUCAAAUCACCCUACUGUCAGGACCGCUGGAAGUCGGCGGCCACUGAAGGUGAAAAAGCGAGUCAAGGAUCUUUGAACGGUGCAACGUGGGAACGCCCGGUGUAUAGUUUUCUCUCUAAGCUAGAUGCCUCAACACCUAUCGUAGAGGAUACUUCUCGCAACCCCGAAGCGGAGACAUUUCAUUAUAUCGGCCUUAUCAUUGAAGCUUUGAAUCGCAUGGGCAACCUGGAUGUCGCUGUGGACAGGAUCGAGCAGAGACUGCCAGUUGAGCUGUUUGCGGUUGUGGACAAGACAAAUGUCGAAGUAGACGCCCGCCAUCCAAACCUCGCGCGGACUCUUUUGUCGCAGGACAAUAAAAGCGGGCUUCCUACAGAAAUCAACGAGCAGCGUGGUCCUGUGCUGACCGAAUUCCUGUGGAAUCUAUAUGCGAAAUUUGAGGCUAUUGCUGAAGGCCACCGCGUCGUUCAUGAUGUGAUUGUGAACAUUAUUGAUCGUGAAAGACUAGGUAAAAGCACGCUAGCCAAUGGCUUCAGAGAGUUAUGGGCACUAUAUCAGAGCGAGAUUCGCUCUCUCCUACACGACUACCUUGCUACAGAUGGCGACGAUUCCUAUCGAACAGCUCCGCGGCAGGCUGAUUCCAGACGGAAUUUCGCUCUCAAUCAGCGAGAUAGAAACAAGAAAAUGUUCAAAAUGUCGGACGUCGAUCAAAAGUCAAGCGACAUGAAGACAGAGCGAGAUGAGCUAGAUGAAAUCCUGCGACAUUCUGUACCCGGUUUGGUCACCAAGACCGCCGAGCGAUCUAACGGUGAUGGCGCUUCAAAGUCGAAGCAAGGCAAUUCGGGCACCGGUCACAAGCUCCUUAUCCAGCCCAGUGUCUUUAACAUGGGGCUUUUACUUCCUCCUUCCCUUUCCUUCAUUCAGAGGCUUAAAGAUAUCGUACCGGCGGAUUCGGAUAUUGUCAUGAGCACGCUUACGUCUUUUUUGGACGACUUUUUGAUCAAUGUCUUCCAACCUCAGUUGGACGAAGCUAUCACGGAUCUUUGCGCUUUGUCAUUUAUCGCUCCGGAUGCCUUUUCCGAAGAUCCUAACUGGGUUACUGUGUCUCCGAAGCCGAUAUUCAAGGGCACUGUCAAUUUCAUGUCUUUGGUUAAAGCAUUUAGUAAAAUGCUGGACAGUAUUCCGCAUGAUCAGAUGUUCACUCAGAUGGUGCUGAGCCAGAUUGCGACAUAUUACGAUAAAUGCUGUGGCUGGUAUAAGGCUAUGGUUACGCGUAUAUCGUCCCCUGUAACUGGAGGCACACGACUGAAGAUGCCUGCUUUGUUUGCCGAUGCGGGCGAAAUCCAUGAGACGGUCAAGAAACUGCUUGUUGGAAGCGGUAGCAGGAAGGGACUUAUUGAUAAGGAAACUGAAUUGCUUCUACGAGAAACAAGCGCAACACCAUUGGAUGAGUUUGAUCUCAUCUCGGAUCCCAAGAAUGUGGUUACAUUGUCGUUGCUGCAUAACAGUUUGCAAUGGCUUGUGAGUCAACUGUCAAAACUCCGAUACAUCACCAGCAGUUCAGUCGACUCGAGUCGGAGCGAGUCCAAGCGGAUGACGCAUGCUCGCCGAUGGACUCUGAUCAGCAACAUCAAACCGAGACGGGAUAGCAUCAGCCAACCAGUGUAUCUGCCAAUGAAUAACGAAACAGUGAUCAUCUUUGAUAACACGCUGCAAUCGCUGCGCAACCUCGCGAACAAUGCUCUUCUCACCAUGCAGAUCGAUAUUAGAUGUAGGGUGAUCUACGUCCUGACCAAGGCUAUGGCGGGCCCGCAAGGCCCACAACCACAGCCGGUGGACACGCCAUCGACGCCAGCACCUAGCGCGAAUACCAACUGGCAUCUACUUCUUCCCACGUCUCCCACGGCUGCCUCUCCGCAGGUUCUGGAGCUCAACAACGAACUCAUUGCGAUAGACACUAAUCUAUCUUCAUACUUGGCCCCCAGCGAAGGGCAAUUCAUUACGUCGGGACUAGCACGGUUCAUUGAUCAGACAUUUAUCUUCUGCACUCAGUACAUUGGAGUUUUGAACCAGAACGGAGCACUACGACUACAACUCGACGUUCUCGUCUUACAGCAGAAUCUGAAAAACAUCAUCGUCGAAUCUGCUGGACUCGAGACUGAAAUCACAGAAGUAGUAGCUCUCCCGCGCAGCGCCAAAUUCCUAGAUUGGUUCCUCGAAGGCCCGCAAAAGGCCCUCGAUCACGCCAAGGAAGAGAAAGAACUCUUCGCAUCGCAAGGUGACAAGGCCCUUGCGGCCGGGAAUGGUGAACCAUUCACAUACGAUGAGUUGCGGGUGUUGAUUGAAUUGUGCUUUUCGGAGAUUAUGCGUGGACCGAGGGGGGAACAGAAUCGGGAGGAUUUCAUGGCUGCUAAGCGGAGUAAUGGGGAUGCGAUGUUGAGGUUGAGUGAGGUGAUGUGGGAUAGUAAAUAACUUCAUUUCAGUGCAUCCCGAUACUAAGCAUCAUGAAAGUCUUGGUUUUGAUGAGG